Molecule: messenger RNA, 1389 nt
Organism: Conger conger (European conger)
Lineage: Eukaryota; Metazoa; Chordata; Actinopteri; Anguilliformes; Congridae
Gene: sco2
Product: protein SCO2 homolog, mitochondrial
Exons: 2
Coding region: 362-1321 (319 amino acids)
Biological process (GO): mitochondrial respiratory chain complex IV assembly
Source: RefSeq, a predicted model, not a curated record
CCCAUCAAACCACGAGUUGUUCAGCCGGUAGAUGUCGGGUCACUGGCUAAGCUAGAGCGACACAUAGCAGGGUAGGUCCGUAGCUAGCUAAAGUUACCUCAGGUGAAAUUCGUUAAAUGUCACAAAACACAAGAAGAAUUCUUAACAUUUACGCUUGCGAUAUGCCAAUGACAUAUUGUUUUUAACCAGUAACGUUAGGUUCCUGGACAGCUCAAAACAGAGAUACUACGUUGUGACGCUAGCUAGCUAGCUAGCUUACGUACCUAGCUAACGUUUGCAAGUUAAUAUAGGCUGUACCUUUACAUUUCUGAACAGACUGAGCUAUGCUUCAAGUUUAUUUAUCGUGUUUGUCCAGUGAAGGAUGCUGAGGAGCUGUAGAAGGCUGGGUUUCCUGUUGGCAUCAGGAACGCACCUAAAGCCUGCCUCUGAUGGCCAGGUGAGACGGGUCCUCACUCAGGGAGGCUGCAUCUCCGCACAGAGAGGGAGGCUGAGAGCCUUCCUCUCCCAGUCCUCCUCCUCCUCCUCCUCCUCCUCCUCCUCCCGGAGUGGCCCUGAUGCCUCCAGCAGCAUCGGGGUCAGACUGUUUGCGGGGACAGGAGGGCCCAUCUGCCUGACCUCACCCUGCACGGGACGGAGAGCUUUCUCCCAGGGCCCUGCGGGCUCCUCCCCGGGCAUCAGGCUCCGUACCAGGCUGGGCGUGACCCUGCUGAUCGGGGCGGGCAUCCUGGGCGCCUGGUGGUACGUGCGCUCGGAGAAGCAGCUGAAGCAUCGGCUCCAGCGCCUGGAGCAGCUGAAGCAGGCGGCCGUGGGCCAGGGGGACUUCCACCUGCUGGACCACACGGGCCGGCGGCGCAGCAAGCGCGACUUCCGCGGCCGCUGGGUCCUGCUGUACUUCGGCUUCACGCACUGCCCCGACAUCUGCCCCGAGGAGCUGGAGAAGCUGUGCGGCGUGGUGCGGGAGCUGGAGCGCGACCCCGCCCUGCCGCCCGUGCAGCCGCUGUUCGUCAGCGUGGACCCCGAGCGCGACGACGUGCCCGCCAUGGCGCGCUACGUGAGCGACUUCCACCCGCGCCUGCUGGGCCUGACCGGCUCGCCCGAGGAGGUGCGCGAGGCGGGCCGCGCCUACAGGGUGUACUGCAGCGCCGGGCCCAAGGACGAGGACGGCGACUACAUCGUGGACCACACCGUGCUCAUCUACCUGCUCAGCCCCGACGGCCUGUUCCUCGACUACUACAACAGGACCAAGGACGAGACGCAGAUCGCCGACAGCGUCCGCAAGCACAUGAAGGCCCAUCGCGCGCUCUUCCCCGACUCACCCUGAAUGUCUGCGCAGGAGGGAGUGUGUGUGUGUGUGUGAGUGUGAGUGUGUGUGUGUGUGUGUGUGAGUGU